GUCAGACGCCGAGCGCACGACCCACUUUUCCAUCCACAUCCCAUUUCAUCGCGAGUCUUGGUUGGCCCUGGUGCGCGUUCGUGUUCGUCACGAGUUUUUCUGUCGCGAAAACGGCGUGAUUCAACGAUUUCGGUUUGUUUUCGCUCUAACGGCGCAGCAGCACACCGACGUGAACAUGUCGAGAUGGAUUUUAUGAGGCUGUUCGGCGCCCUGAUCGCCUUCCUCUUCCACAAUGGGUGCGCUUCUAAAAUCAAUGGCCAAAGGAUCUGCCGGCGAGGGACGGAGCGUCCAUGCUAUAAAGUGUCCUACAUCCAGGACAGCAGGCGAAGGCUGACGUACCAAGACGCCAGACAGGCCUGCAGAUCGGACGGAGGAGAUCUCCUCAGCAUCGAAACAGAAAGCGAGCAGCGACUGAUCGAAAGAUUCAUACAGCAGCUCCACGCCGCCGAUGGAGAUUUCUGGAUUGGCCUUCGACGCAGCCCGCAGCGUUUCAGGACUGGCAGCGUCAACCCGGGAUGCCCGUCCCAGUACUUUUGGCUGGACGGGAGCAAAGCCAAGUUCAGGAACUGGCACUGGGACGAGCCUUCCUGCGGCGGGGAAACGUGUGUGGUUCUUUACUACCAACCGUCUGCACCACCCGAUGAGGAAGGCCAUUUCCUCUUCCAGUGGAAUGACGACAACUGCAAUGCCAAGAACAACUACGUUUGCAAAUAUCCAAAAGAGAAGACGACAGUAUUUACAGAAGCAGGGCGAGGGAACGCAGCACAUGCAGUUCCUACAGUGAUGCCAAAUAUAUUCUUCACAACAUCAAGUGGCGAGACGAUUAAAGUAGGAAUGCCUGAGUCAUCAGUAUCUUUCUCCGACAACUCCUUGUAUGUUCCCUACAUCCUGUACGCAACCAUUCCUGCACUACUGCUGCUAUUGCUUGCGGUUUCGGGCUUCUUCUGCUACAAACAAGCUAAGCGGAGAAAGUCAAAAACCAAAAACUCAACCGGCCAACCAAAACCAUGGAUGCCCACCGAAGCAUCAACUUGCCCUAUUCAAGGACCCUAUGCCUUCAGUGACAUCACCAGACUUUCUCACCUGACUCCGGACAGCACCCUACCAGCUGACUUCAAAACCAAGUACCCGUAUGCUGCUACAAAGGAACCCCAGUGGAAUGAGUAUGAGAAUGUAUAUUUAGCGGACAGGGAGAGCGGCUUCGUGACAAAUGACAUCUACGAGACCACUGGAGCUCACUGUCGCCCUCAGCCUGGUUGGGUCGAAAAUGAGAUCUAUGGGUAGGAUGAUACACUCUUCUGCGGCCUGCCAGGUGCGAGCUAAGGAAUCUUACCCUGUCAGACUAAAGGACGUAUUCUUUAUCCUCCUUCUCUACCACAUGCCCGGUGCAGGAUACCUGAACAUGUGCCUGUGACUGGAAACUAUACUACCACGUUGUUCUGGAUCUACAGUAGAACUAGUAGGACUUGAGACUAUUAAUGUCAUGCAUAUUGUCAAUGUACCAAAAAAGAAAAUUGAUCAAUGGCUAAAAACUCAAUUACUGCUGCAUAUAAAAGAAUCCGUUCAACACAGUCCCGCAUGCUUAAUGUCUGGAAUGAGUGAAGCAGGUUAUGCAAUCACAGAUGUUUUGAUUGUAUCCAUUUUGCUUCUUGUGGUUUACAUUGUCCCCUUUUAUCCAUCAUUUCUGUCGAGUUAUGUAACAGCAGUUUUCAUUUCAAAGAGCCAGUGAUUAACCCAAAUAUUCCGCCUUGUCAGCUUGCCCGCAAAUGCAGCGCUUUCUAUAUUUGGUUCAGCAUGUUUUCUUGCGAGGUUGUAUUCAUUUAAUAAAAUGAUUCAGCAGGAUAA
Syngnathus typhle (broad-nosed pipefish) is the source of this 1845-nucleotide messenger RNA. Its product is annotated as chondrolectin-like. NCBI's taxonomy places the organism in Eukaryota, Metazoa, Chordata, Actinopteri, Syngnathiformes, Syngnathidae. The record is from RefSeq and is a predicted model, not a curated record. Bases 184 to 1284 code for a protein of 366 amino acids. Gene Ontology annotation, molecular function: hyaluronic acid binding. The transcript has 7 exons.